Molecule: messenger RNA, 2602 nt
Organism: Hemiscyllium ocellatum (epaulette shark)
Lineage: Eukaryota; Metazoa; Chordata; Chondrichthyes; Orectolobiformes; Hemiscylliidae
Gene: chst12a
Product: carbohydrate (chondroitin 4) sulfotransferase 12a
Exons: 5
Coding region: 240-1493 (417 amino acids)
Biological process (GO): proteoglycan biosynthetic process; carbohydrate biosynthetic process
Cellular component (GO): membrane
Molecular function (GO): sulfotransferase activity
Source: RefSeq, a predicted model, not a curated record
AUGUGGCAGCGUUGCCUGGUAACGGCAGCUCGAGCUGGCGGGCGGCUCCGGGAUAUGAGGGAGAGACGGCGGCGGGUUCUACCAGGUGAUCAUCUGUCCCUGCACUUCUCAGCAGCAGCCUAUAGAAAGCUUGUGUGAACAACAAUGUGCAGAAUUCUUACUGGAUUUGACAAGAGUCCACUUGCUUCAAGAUGAUUCUUUGUAGAUGAGCACAGUGGACACUCAGAGACAGGGCAGGUAUGCACUUACUCAAAAUGAGCAAUUCUCGGAUCUUCCAGAUUUGUGGCAUCAUGGCUUCUGUGUUCAUGAUUCUAUUGAUAAUUUUUUAUUGGGAUGAUGUUGGGACAGCCCAUUUUCACUUGCAUACGACUAUUUUGAAAAGUCAGGUCACACAUCUCCCUCUAAUGACAAACUUAAACCAUAACCAGCUGAAUUCCAAAAAGGCAGUAGAAGAAAGAAAGCCCAGUUCUGAACCUGACAUUAUUCAGGAUGAUCUUGACUUUAUGUUGGUUGAAAGCACAAAAGGAUACCUACAGGAAGGAGAUUCUCCUGAGAUGGAAGAAACUUUCAAUGCAGUACCUGAACCUAACCCUGAGAAACUCCCAGGCUUUGACUUGGGAAUCAAUUCUGCCCAAACAAAGACUGAGUUAGAAAGGAUACAAAAUGAGAGGAAACAAAAUAUUAAAGAUGUGUGUGCAGACUCCAGUAUCAUGUUCUCAGGGAAAAAUAGGAAUUUUGAAGAUAUUCCAAAUAAAGAACUGGACCAUCUUAUUGUGGAUGACCAGCAUGGCAUUAUUUACUGUUAUGUUCCCAAAGUGGCCUGCACUAAUUGGAAGCGGAUUAUGAUUUUAUUAAGUGGCAGUAUUUUGAAGCAAGGCACUGCAUACCGUGAUCCACUUGAGAUCCCCAGGGAUUUAGUGCAUAACUCAACCAGCCAUUUCACCUUCAACAAAUUCUGGAAGCGUUAUGGCAAAUUCUCAAAACACCUCAUGAAGAUCAAGCUGAAAAAGUACACCAAGUUUCUCUUUGUUCGUGAUCCUUUUGUUAGAUUAAUCUCAGCAUUCCGCAGCAAGUUUGAAAUUAAGAAUGAGGAUUUUUAUAAUCGUUUUGCAAUCCCAAUGCUCCAACUGUAUGCAAAUUGUUCUGACCCGCCAUCAACUGUCAAUGAGGCUUUCUCUGCAGGAAUCAAGCCCAGCUUUGUCAACUUUAUUCAGUAUUUGUUGGACCCUCACACAGAGAAGAAUAUGCCUUUUAAUGAACACUGGCGGCAGGUGUUUGCUUCGGACACAGUGGAGAGUUCCUGGUUUCAAUUGCUGCCGAUUUACUGCUCCAGGUCCAGCCACGGUUUUCGCAGAAGUGUUUGGGCAGCUGUGCAGGUUGAUAUCUUCUGUGGUGGUAACCAAAUGUGGACCUGGAAAAAUCCAGAAACUGACCUUGUCUGGCUUGCUCCAAUUGUCACCAGAUGUAUCCAGGCACAAUUCAGAGCUGCAUGAUUUGGGUUCAACUAACAAUUCCAAAGAGAGAAAAGGAAAGCUGCACUGAGCUGCUUAAGUAGGCAAAUCAAAGGGAUCAUCUGAAUUUUCCUGCAAAAGAAAUUCUGUUUGGCUGGAAACCCAGUACACAAGAAAAGGCAACAAAAUCUUGAGAGCAAACAGCAUCCAGUUCUCAAUCCAAGAAGAAAAAUACUGAAGGCUGUUUCAUGAGAUUCCAACCAUCUGUUGAAGAGUGGAGGCUGUGUGAAUGGCUUUCACCUCCUGCUCACAAUGCUGAACAGAGAGAAUCCAGCUGCCAACUUCUCAAAUGCAGGAAAGGCUGCGUGGUCCUCAAGUCUGCACUGUGGAAGGCAGCCGGAGCGUCCCUGGCUCCUACAAGGACACUGGGGAGGAAGGGAAGGGCAGGGCUGGGGGCUGCAACGUCAGCCCUUUCGGAGCCUGCUUCUGAACUCUGCAGUUAUCACUUCCCCCAUUGCUGCCCUUCCUGCUGGCUCUGCACAAGCAUUUUCCGCAUCGGUAGCAAGCCAGGAAACUGGCUUCAAACAGCAGUCUUGACAGGGGAACUCAUUUCAUAUAAUUGAUGUAUCAAACGUUCUUCAGUUGUUCUUGUCUUGAAACAUUCACUCAGUCUCUCUGUCUGCAUGUGCUGAGUUGCCCCAGCACCUUAUUUUUAUUUCAGAUCUUCAACAGCUGCAGUAUUUUGCUUUAAUUGCAUUUUUAAAAAAACUUUCAAAAAUGUGUCAUUUUACACUGUUUCUUUUCUUGCAUCCAAGUUUAGUUUAAUUUGAUGCUACGCACUCCAGCCUACUUGGUUCUACUGCAGCAGGGUUAAAAUCAACUAGGUAAAAACAAUGACUGCAGAUGCUGGAAACCAACAGACUGGUUACCAUUCACAUUAAUCAACAAUAAUUAGCUCAAUCAUAGAUUGAGUGCACAGGAUUUGAGUUAAACACUGUCUGCUGUGCCUGCAUGUUCUUGUUCUCGUUCCUGCCCUUAAGCAUUAAUAUGGGCUGUUGGCACAUCUACACCUUUGAAAGUGGGAGUCAUCUGCAGAGUUGAAGCCUGUUUCCCUGGGUGUUACAAUUCUGUGAGCAAAUAAACAUAGUAAA